CUUACAACAGCCACCUUACAAUACGAGGUGUCGUUCGCUUCAAGCCCAUUAUUGAGCUUGCGGAGGUCGAUCGCCUCUUCAACAGCCGGCUCGUUCAGCCUUAUAAAACGUUGAGUUGUGCCACAUGAGCGAUGCUUGCCGACUCUUUGUUCUCCUCCUGGCCACCAGGAGCCCUUGAAGAGCCGCAGUAGCAGCUUCGCAGCAGGAGACAAUGCGUCAAUUCCAUUCAUGGCCAGCCUUGCCAGCCUUUGUUGUGCUCCUUCUACAGAUUUGUACUCUGUCCUGCGCUCAAGUCAAUAAUGAAGAUUUGUCCGCUCUUCCUGAGUGUGGACAAACCUGUGUCCAAACGGCCUUGGACUCAGCCUCGAAACUUGGAUGCCAACCAACUGAGGAGGGUGCGGUCAAGGCUUGCUUGUGUGGAAAGGCAGACUUUCACACAUCAAUCUGGGAUUGCUCUUCGAAGUUUUGUUCCAACACCAACGAAACUGAGACUGUUGAUGCCUGGCUAGCAGACUAUUGCUUGCUCUCUGCUGGCUUUUACACCGCGAACUAUACGGACAGUGCAGGAGCAACAAUCUACUACUCAACCUUUGAAACAACCUACGGAUACACUGCAACGAAUGGCGCGGGCGGUAUCACAACCGAAACGACUACAGGUCUUGCCACCACCACCUCAAGAAGCGACUCAGCUUCAAGCACAGAUAUUGGAGGAGCAGAAGAGGAAUCAUCGAGUGGCGGUCUCUCCACCGGAGCUAUCGCUGGCAUCGCGGUGGGUGUAAGUCUUGGAGUAAUAGCAGCUAUUGCGGCUCUGGUCUUCUUCAUCUGGCGCAAGCGACGCGCCAACAAACAACAAGUUGCUGCAGACCAAGCACCUGGCGGUCCAGCAGAAAUGGCUGCCACCAACGUCGCCGGUCAGCAAAAGAGCGAGUUGGGUGGUUCGCAGGUUGGAGAAUUGAGCGGUUCUCAGAGUCAGGCUGGUACCUUUAGCACCUCCCAAACAGGAGAACUCAGUGGAACGACUGCCAGGCAUGAGAUGGAAAGCCGCCCCAGCGAGUUUGGCUAUUGGCAACAGCCGACGAGGUCAGAGCUGCCUUAG
This is a messenger RNA of Exophiala mesophila, 1096 nucleotides long. RefSeq lists its product as uncharacterized. The transcript has 3 exons. The record is from RefSeq and is a predicted model, not a curated record. The coding region runs from base 212 to 1096 and encodes 294 amino acids. NCBI's taxonomy places the organism in Eukaryota, Fungi, Ascomycota, Eurotiomycetes, Chaetothyriales, Herpotrichiellaceae.